Messenger RNA from Osmia lignaria (orchard mason bee), 4647 nucleotides. RefSeq lists its product as uncharacterized. The record is from RefSeq and is a predicted model, not a curated record. NCBI's taxonomy places the organism in Eukaryota, Metazoa, Arthropoda, Insecta, Hymenoptera, Megachilidae.
UAUGCGCAAAUGUAUUAUAUUAAAUUCAUUUGAAGUUAAUUUUCAUUUUGGUGCAAAUGUUUCACUAUUGAAUUUGUUGUAACACAAUGUAUAUAUAUUGGUCAUGUAACAUAACUGUGGCAUGGUGUUUAUGUUAUUUUCGUUAUUUCGUUAAAUUUGUUAAUGUGCAUUAUGGAAAAAGAUAGGAAAAGGAAAUUUGAUAGUGGUAUUCUUUCAAAUUCUUAUCGUGAAGGUAUUGGAAGAGUGUUAGGAGUAAAAGGUCAUAUGACCUAUGAAUUACCUCCGGAAACUAUAAAAGAGAGGCAAAUAUUUUGGGAAAAUUUCUUCCUUGAAUAUUCAGAACAGCUUUCAGAUGAUAUUGAAUUCGAUGUCAAAACGUUUGAACUAUGUUCAAGAAAAUAUCAAUCACCAGCUGUAGAUAAAUGUAAAAGUAUUGUACAACAUUGGGUUAAUACUAGUUAUUUACCUUACCAAACGAGUAUUCAUAAAAUUGGUUAUUUAGAAAAUAACCAUUUCAGUAUAGAAAGAGGAUUAAAUAUGAGCUAUACAAAGCCACAUUGUAAUGAAAGUUUUCUUAGCAGUUCUGUUGAUACAGCUGCAUAUAUUUUAUCAAAUACAAACACAACAAAUAAAGCAGAUACAAUGGUUAUUGUAGAAGGAGCAAAACAUGAUAAUUUAGAAAAUGUUUCUGAUAUAACAUAUUCUGAAAGUACAGAAAUAUCAAAGAUUGCUGAUAUAAUGCAUGAAAAUAAUGGAGAAAACAAUACCAGGGAUAACAAUAAUAGUAACAGGAGGCAACAUUCUCCAGUAACUACUGAAAUAAUGACAUGUACAGUGCCACAGCAAAAUAUUGAUACACAAGAAAAUGUGGACAUGUUAGAUCAAGCACUCAAUACGAAAAGUCCAUCACCUGAUAAUUGUGAAUCUUAUUCUUGCAAGCUAUCAAAUAAAGUAUCUACACCAGAGCAUUCCAAGGAAAGUUACUUGAGAAGGUCUUUACUGGAUUGCAGUGCUAUUAAAAUAAGACACCGUAAAAAGUUGUACACUGGUAGAGACUCACCUGUUGAUCUUAUUACUAUGGAACACAGUCAUAAAGAAGUACUAUGUAAAUUAACCCAACACAUACAUCCUGCAUUAAAUUUUAAAUAUCCAUUACAAAAGAAGAGAAAUAUUCGUAAGAAAAGAAGCUUCAAACACUGGAUGGUUAAUAAAAGUUUAAUGAAUAGUACUCUGUCUAUAUCAGAUUCUAAAAAAUCUGAUGAAGUAGAAAAUAUUAGAAACUAUUCUAACAGAUUAUCUUCAAAACUGUAUGAUCUUAAAAAGCUUGACGAUGCACCAUGCGCGAAUCGAGAAAUUUUAAGUAAUUCAAACAACACCCAAGAUUUAAAUAAAUGCAGUGAGAAUCAAUCUAUAAAUAUGUCUCGAUCAAGCCAACCUGUUAGUAGAAAUCAUAAACGAGAUUCUAAGAACAAUGAAUUGAAUGAUAAAAUAAUUCAGUCAGAAAAAGUUAAUAUAAGAGCAUCUGACACAUUCAGUAACUUUAAACAAUCAACAAGCUCGAAUUCAGUGAUUCGGACAGUCGACAGUCGGAAGCAUAAAAAAAAGUUGAAUAAGAUCAUGAAUGAUCCCAAAAACUUGAAUCCAGUAAUUGCUCUAACAAGAUUAUCGAAUCUUGAUAUUCUGAAAUAUAAAAAAUUAAAAAAUUACUCACACAAUUUACAUCCAGUGGUUUGUUUAAAACGAUUAUCAGAAUCUGAAAUCCAAAAAUACAAACGGCCAACUAAUAUGAUGAAAGAUAAAAAAUACUUAAAUACAACAGUUAGUUUAAAAACAUUAUCAGAAGCUACCAUUAAAAGAUAUAAAACUGCCCAUAAUAUGAAAACGCGUAGUAAAACUGAUUUAUUAUCUGAUACAGUUAAAUUAUCAGAUAGUAGUAUGAAUAGAUCUCAGCUUUCAUUAAGAAACAAAGCUAAUGGUUUAAAAUCUCCAUCAAACAUCAUUAAUGUAGGAAGCUGUGAUACAGAUAGUAAUCAAAGUACUAUUUUGAUUUGUAAAUGCAACAGUAAAACAUCUGAUAAUGCAUCUCUAAGUAAUGUUGUUAGGUCGUCUAAAAAACUCGCUGAAUUUUCUUCCCCAGUUGUUGAAACUUGUAGUAAUAGCAGUAGAUUAAAAUUAAGUGAAAUAAACAAAAAUUUUAAUUUGAGAAAAGAUAUAACAGAUAGACAAAGCAUUGAUAAUAUAUUAAAUACAUCCAUCAAUUCACAAAACUAUAUAUGUAAUAGAUCAUCUCGUAAAUCAAAAACAUCUAAAAAUGGAUACAGUGAUAAUGUACAUACAACUAUUGAUAAGAAGUUGAAUCCAAAACAUCGUCGAACAAACAGAGAAAAAUUAAAUGUAACGAAAGAACAAGAUGAGAAUGGACGUAAUAAUUUAAUUGAAGGAGGAAUUUGUAAUACAAUAGUUUUAGGAAAACAUAAGUCUGAAAAGCAAGCUGUAGUAAAAAAUCUAAUAAAAACCUUAUAUAAUGGUAAAACUAAGAAGAAUAAGAACAAGUUUAAUAAUGCAAAUCGUUUGCAUUUUGAAACAAGACUGUAUGAUUCUGAUUCAGAACUAACUUCAGAUUCUGAAUUUCAUUCAUAAUUGUCUAAUUAGUUACUUUGAAAGAGAGUGACUACAAACAAUCAAGACUUGGUAAAGGAAAAUAAAGGUAAUAAUUCAAUGAACACCAGAGCAAUCCUCUAACACGGAUUCUCUAUGGUAAAUAUAGUAGAUCCCUGUGUAACCCGGAUUUUUCUAUAAAUACAGUAGAUAUACAGCAUAAAUUUUUCCCUAUCAGGAUGAAAUAGACCCUUAUACAGGGGUCUGUAGUAUAUGCUAGGUAUUUUAUUAUUAAUUUUAUAUGGACAAAAUAGUAUGUAACAUACUAUGCAUAGUAAUACAUAAUAAAUUAUAUGACUCUUUUAGUUUUAUUUUAGGUAGCAAUGUAAAAAAUACAUAACAAAAAUUACAAUUUGUUCAUGUACAAAAAUUUAACGAAGCUAAUGAAGUUUUUUUAUCAUGUGUAGUAAUAAAUUGUAUAAACAUAAAACUUCCUUAGUUUUUAAUUAACGAACUGCAACGCCUAGCACGUGUUGCCUUGAAAGUGCUAAAUGAAAAGAUUGAGAUACAUAACCGUCAAGUGUAAAUGUAGCGCUUAUAACGUUAUCAAAUCCAGCAUUUUUAAUAUGCGUGAUAGGAUCAAUAUCUAAAUGACAGCCACCAAACAAUGACGGCCAUAUUCCUGUUUGCGAUAAUAUCUUUUGUAAAUAUCGUAUGAAAGUUCCUUCGUUUGCAGGAACGUGUUCUAUGAACAAAUAUUGACCACCCUGAAAUAAAUGAUGAUUUAUGAUCCGGAUAUAUAUUUGAUUAUAUCAAUAUACAGUUUAAUAAUAUUCAAAAUGAUUAUUAUGUUACCGGUGCUAGUACUCUGCGAAUUUCUUGAAGCGUUGAUUGUAUCGAUGUCACCGAACAUAAUGAUCUUAUUGUUACAACUACAUCUACGUAUCCUGUAGGAACAUCUUUCAAGGAGCUACCAUCGCCAAUAAUUACACGUUCAAUGAUAAUAUGUGAAAAUUGCCAAGAACGAUUUCCUUUUAUUAGAUAUUCAGCCAAUCUCACAUUUCGGUCAACGCCAAUCAGAUGAGUAUUAUCUGGGUAAAACUGUAUAUUUUCACCUGUAACGUUUGUAUUCAGUAUACAGGAACUGAAUACAGAGGCUACCCAUUAAGUUUGGGUAGCCCUUUAAUUCCUAAUAUAUUGAAAAUUUGUUUAUAUGAAAAUGGCAUGGUGAAAGAGAGAACAUUCUUUUUAUAUUAUUAUUUAACAAAAUGAUUAUAGUGUACAGAGCAGUUAUAGUAUAACUGAAGAGUUAACACGUUCAGGCCCAGGUGGGUAGAUCUACCCAUACCGUAUCAGUGGAACAGAUCAAUGAUGCGACAUUCAUGGACAAUGUGACUUUUGAUUAUGGGAAUGGUGUAAACGUGGAAGCGACCCAAGUAGUCUUCCUUCGUGCAAUAAACCGCAAUAUAUAUAAGCAAGUACUUAUCGAACGAUGAAGGGAAUCGACUUCAGCGAAACACGACACUGUGAGGUAUACAAGACGUACUUGAGAAGAAACUCUUUUUUUCAAGUGUCGCCACGGCAGCGAAGUCUACGGCAUUGUCUCCAUUGUUGGCGAAUCGUAAUCAAUAUUUUCACAAUAUGGCGCCAUUGUGCUUAGCACGAGCGAGGUGCAAGGGUUCUUGGUACACUCUGCGAAGCUUUUAUCCCUCGGCACCGACGCGGAUCAUUGUUUUAAGAAGUAACGUAAAAUAAAGUAUCGCCAAGCGACGCGUCCUCUAUAUUCAUCGUAUCCACGGUCUCUGAUGAAUAUCAAGAAUUACAGUUGGGAAAUUUGAAAGGUGAAAGAAGACAGGGUCUGCUAGAGAAGAAGAAAAUGGUGUCCUCGUGCUGGCAUGCUGCCUUAACCUCGGAAAUAAGUACUCCUCGUAAAUCACCAGUACGGUCCAUUACUUUCUUGCUUCAUCUCGAGUUUCCUUCAUGUAUUGUAAUCGUUUACGACUUGUUUGACGAGUCUAGUUAAUAUAUUUAUUAGUUUAUGGCGAGGUA